Messenger RNA from Drosophila virilis, 719 nucleotides. RefSeq lists its product as uncharacterized. Gene Ontology annotation, biological process: microtubule-based process. The record is from RefSeq and is a predicted model, not a curated record. Gene Ontology annotation, cellular component: microtubule. Gene Ontology annotation, molecular function: GTP binding. Lineage: Eukaryota; Metazoa; Arthropoda; Insecta; Diptera; Drosophilidae.
AAUUGGCAAUUAAUGUCAACAACAGUCGGAACAGCCAAACAGAUCCGCAGAUAGACUUUCUCGGUGUUAUGAGAGCUGCCAAAAGGAAGUCCCACACACCUUCACAGUCUUGAGUGCUAAAAUGAUUGACGUGGGCCAGCAGGCAAUGAGUGGCUGGGUUGGAGCAACAACUGCGACAACUGACCGUGUUUCAUGCAUAUCGUUGGGCAAAUGAUAAGACGACAGCAACAGGAGACGCCCAGCUGAAGGAGAUCCAGUUGAAAUAGAGUAACAGAAUAAGCGAAUAGAUAAUAAAAGCCAAGUCAAUGUCGCUGCUGACAACCGUCAGGUUAUCAACGACAUUGCUGCUGUUUAUGCUGCUUCCAGCGGCAACAUUGCUAACAAAUCAACAACAACAACAGCAACAACAACAGCAGCUGCAACAUGUGCGCCACAAACGUCAAAACAACCCGGAUCAGAAGUUUUCGCUGCCCGCGGUGCCUCUGCCACCUCCGCCACCUUUCCCGGCGGCCAAGCAUAACUUUGCACUGAAUGCAUUUGCCAUUGGGGAGCAGGCAGCAGGCGGCACUGGCUCCGGCUCCGGCUCCGGCCUUGGCUAUAGUUCCAGCUCCUCUUCGUCCUCGCCGGGAUGUGGGGGCCUACUCAAGUCACGCUAUGGCCUCAUUCAAACGCCAAAUUUCCCACAUCGUUUUACCACGCCAUCGAAUGCGUUUGGAUAA